AUUUUAUGGUUUCUCCCAAGGGUUUCCCUGAUUUUAGAUCGCCAAAACAAUAGGAAGUGAGACUGUAGACAUCCGGUUGAUGUUGUUGAUAGUCUUCUUUUACUGUCUAAACACCUAGAAGAAAGUACCAGAGUUUCCGAGUCUCCAUCUUUUAGAGACCAUGGAUCAAGUCACUGAAGCAGCUGAAGUUACAGAGUUGACAGAUAGAAUAGAGGAUGUUGAUGCAGCUGAAAAGGACCAUGAGGCUGAUGUGAAGAGGAAAGCAAAACCAGAUGAGGAGGAAGAUGUUGAUUACACAGCUGUAGGAGACCAUGAGGAUGAUGUGGACAAAAAAACUAAACCAAAUGUAGAGGAUGGCGUAGUUGAAGCUGAUCUGACAAAGACAGAUGAGGUUGUUGAUGAUGAAUGGAUUGACAUCAUCGGCAGUGGUGAUCUAAAGAAGAAGAUUGUGAAAGAAGGUCAAGGCAUCGAUACCAGGCCAGAGAGGGGGCAGCUGGUGACUUUGCGAACUGAAGGUCACUUGGAUGAUGGGAAAUCUGUUGAUACAAAUGAAAAUGUUACAUUUUCACUUGGUGAUGGAGAUAUGCUACAAGCAUGGGAAUUGUGUCUCCCCCUUAUGGAACAAGGAGAGGUGUGUACCUUGACAACAAGUCCAAGAUUUGCAUAUGGAGAAAUAGGAAGAAAACCAGAUGUUCCACCAAAUGCCAAUAUCACAUAUGAAUUAGAAUUAUUAACUGUCAAGGAUGGACACAAUUUUGAAACAAUGCCAUUGGACAUGCGUUGUAAAAUGGCAGAUGAUAAACGAGAAAGAGGUAAUGAACUGUUUACUAGGAAUGAUUAUUCUGGUGCAAUUAACUCCUACACUCGUGCUAUUGAAAUUCUGAAUGCUAAUGAGUCAGCAGAUAAAGAAGGAUUUAAAAAGCUGCAGCAAUCAAAAGUAAAAUGCUACAACAACUUAGCAGCAGCUCAAAUCAAGGUUCAAGCAUAUAGUGCAGCUAGGAAGUCAUGUGACUGGGUGCUGAGCAAUGAAAAAGACAAUGCAAAGGCAUUGUUUCGUAAGGGAAAGGUUCUUGCAUCGCAAGGAGAAUUAACAGAAGCACUGGAAAUAACAAAGAAAGCAUUGAAACUGGAACCAUCAAAUAAGGUAAUACAUCAAGAGCUAUCAAGAUUAUUAGCAAAGCAGUCUGAAGAAAAGGAAAAAGAAAAGGAUUUGUACAAGAAAAUGGUUGGAGACAUGGCCAACAUGGCAGAGUCUACACCAGCUAGGACCAAGAUGAAAAACAAAUAUGGAAUGUUUGCACUCUUUGCUGGUUUACUAGCAGUAGUUGCUGCUGUUCUGUUGCAAUCAUCUAAAUAGCCCCCUCUAAUUCAUACUGUAUUGAUGAUGUGGAGGAAACAUAUGCAAACCUGAGUUGAAAGAAAUGUAGAGUAAAACAAAUGUAUUUUGUCACUACCUUUGUCUAAUUGGUGCAAUAACAGUGUGCUUUUAAUUAAUUUGUGUUUAUCAAUCAUUUCAUAAAUCUAGUGUUAAAUUUUCAUGAAACAUACGGUAUGUGAAAACUUUGAUAUUGGGUAAUACUGUAUAUUAAGACAUCCUUGCAAAAAAGCAUAAAAAAGGGUAUAAAUUGAGUACUGGUAUUUGUUUUAUUAUUUCUAUAUUCAAGGUUCUACAUUUUCUGCCAGGGCUACAUGCCUCCAAACAUUCCAGACAAAAUUCAAUGUUAAUGAUGUGUUUAUAAGAUGUUCUUGUAGCAAGUUCAAUCAACCCCUUUUUUCCAUGUGGCCCCUACAUGCACCACCCCAUUCCUAACUAUUUCUGGACAUGAAAAUUAAGCAUUAAGGUUUUAAGCAAAAUCUCUGAAUAUUAUUAUCUUGAAGAAGUAUAGUCAGUAUUUGUGUUUUGAUUAUGUGAAGCACUGAAUUCUGCACUAAAAACAAAGUGAUAAUAAAUUAUCUAUAGAAAUAUAA
Molecule: messenger RNA, 1968 nt
Organism: Anneissia japonica
Lineage: Eukaryota; Metazoa; Echinodermata; Crinoidea; Comatulida; Comatulidae
Product: peptidyl-prolyl cis-trans isomerase FKBP8-like
Exons: 11
Coding region: 161-1357 (398 amino acids)
Molecular function (GO): protein binding; peptidyl-prolyl cis-trans isomerase activity
Source: RefSeq, a predicted model, not a curated record